AUGGAGGUCGCCGGCCUUGCAGUUGGUAUCGUCUCUCUGUACAAUGCCACAAUCGACAUCAUAGACCGAGUCGACAGUUACAAAGACUUUGCGACAGGGUCACAGACAACAAUAGCUCGCUUCAAUGCUUCGAAGCUCAAGUUACAGAAUUGGGCGAACUCGCUUGGUAUACAUGAUGGUGGCCUUGCGGAUCCUCACGACACUCGCCUGGACGAUCCGCAAACGGCUCUGGUCAUAACAAACGUCUUGCGUAGCCUAGAGAAAGCCUUUGAUAAAGUGGAGUAUAGAAGCACGUCACUCAAAUUGCCUGUGAGGCAACGCUCAGCUCGCAACGAUGAUUGGGUCAUCAAUCUUGGUAAAAUUAGAAACGAAGUUGAGCCCAGUCGAACGAGCUCGAAAAGCAGUCGACUAGCGUGGGCUACUGGUGGGAAACUGAAGCUGAGUGACGACGUAAACACCUUCGAAGCGCUGGUGGAUGUACUCUAUGGCAUAGUGACCCCGCGAGAGGGUACGGCCGAAGCUUUGAAAGAUUUGUCACAUACUAUAUCGAGCAGUCUUGGAGAAUUGUUGGAAGCUGCUAAUACGAUUAAGCAUAACAGUGUCGAAAUCUGGCUUGAUGCUCCCAAGGACGAUGAUGAAUACGAAAAGAAUGUCUCUUUACGCCUGGAUGGGACUUGUAGCUGGAUUCGAAAUACCUCAGUCUUCGCGAAAUGGAUUUCCGAAGACUUCUCCAGCACUGGUGCAAAAUUCUUAUGGGUUUGUGGACCUGCUGGUUUUGGCAAGACCAUCAUCUCUGCAUAUUUGAUUGAGUACUUCCGAACAAACCUGAAGAGCCCUCUCGGCUACUGCUUUGCUCCAAACCAUAAGAAUAGAGCAGACCAUCUCAUCAGCACUGUACGAACAUGGAUCACCCAAAUAAGCCGGGCGGGGGGUGAUGUUCUCAAUUUGGUCGAUCAAUUGCGCCAGGAGCAAAAUGAUCGAAGAGCAUCAAGUGAAAAUAUUUGGACUCUGCUCAAACAAAUAUCAAAACAGACGCACGAACCGUGUACAUUCGUCCUGGACGGACUUGAUGAAUUCGAUAACAUCAAUGAUGAAAGACCGCGCUUUCUAGCUAAGCUGAAAGAUGCUGUUACCUCUACUCAAGUUAGAGUCCUGAUAACUAGCCGUGUCACCGUUGAUAUUGAAACAGAGCUGAGCUCGAGUGCGUCGCCAGGGUGCCAAAUUUUGGAGUGGAGAGUCGAUGAGGAAGACGUGCGAAGCGACGUCUCUCUAUUCGCGCAAGCUGUAGUGGCUGAAAAGUUGCCUCGACAGGAUCCUACAUUUCGCGAAACACUUGCUCUACAAAUUUCUGACAGAUGUGAGGGCAUGUUUCUAUGGAUCAAGCUGCAACAAGACCGAAUACGUGGCGGCAAAAGCAGAAAGGCCCUUCAUGAUAUUGUGCAAGCUAUGCCUCAAGGGCUCUAUCGUGUCUACGAUCGUAAUUGGGAGUAUAUUCAGGAUCUUGAAGAACGAGAUCGUGCAAUUGAUAUCCUUCGAUGGUUGACAUUUGCCCGCAGACCACUGACAGUUGAGGAGAUAGCUGAAGCCCUUGUGGUGCAACUUGAUGACAAAAAGGAGGCCUUCUGUAAAGAUGAUUUACCCGACGCUUUUGAUGACGAUUUCAUAAACGGCGAGAUCAAAGGUCUUUGUGGAUCUCUUGUCGAGCUUAGACGUGAAAAUUCAGACUCGUCCUCGGCCAAUAAAACGCUACACUUAGUGCAUGCCUCAGUAAAAGACUAUCUUAUGGAAAGAUUACCUAUGCCCUACCUUGGCAUUUCAUCCCUCGGUAGGUUAUCAACAGACGCUGCUCAGCAUCUCAAACUAGCUGCCCACUGUAUCCGCUUCUUGAAUUGUGAAGCAGCCUGGGCUUCUGGCAACGCUACUGACGGUCCAUCGUUCACGGCCUACGCCACACGUUAUUGGUUCGUGCAUCUACAGCUCAUUAAAACCUCGUAUGAUGCCAUAAGUGGUCUGGUACAUGACUUUAUGAACCCAUACAACGACCAUUUCGAGAGGUGGAAGCAAGCCUUUGAGGUCGAAGAGCCUGCAAAAUGCGAUGGUGCUAUCGGCGGGACUGAUACUUCUUCGAUGCACUAUGCCUGCUGGUUUGGACUAGUCCCCACAAUCGAGUAUCUGUACGAAAAUGAGAACACCAAUAUAGAUACCUUGAGUGUUCAAUACGGGACCCCUUUACAGAUAGUCUGCCGUCGCGGCUAUAGAGAGGCUUUUAAACGUCUCAUGAAGUGGAAAGCUGAUAUGAGUGUCGAAGGAGGUCCUUACCAUAGCGUCUUGGAUGCUGCUGCUCGGGGCGGUCAGAGCACGAUCGUCAAGACACUCCUUAAACGCGGCAGAGAGAGAAAAUUUUCGGAUAGUGAAAUACAGACAGCAAUAGAGGCGGCCGCACGUCGAGGUCAUGGGAAAAUUUUGCUUCUGCUUCUUGAUCAAGUCACAAGAGCCCCGCUCAAAGUAUCUGAAAGUCCCGAAGAGCAAGCAAAAACAUCUGUUUCUCUCGCUGCUGCCCUUCGUUUGGCUGCUGAGAAAGGUUAUGUGAACACGGUAAGGUUGCUUUUGGACCACAGCGCAGAUCCAAAUGUUGUCGAUGAGAAGAACGUUUGUGCAAUGAGCUUAGCGGCAAGAGAAAACCACCUUGGGGUUGUAAAGCUGUUACUUCAGGAAGGGGCAAAUAUCAAUCUUUCAACAUCGCUUGGCACACCACUUCACUUUGCUACAUAUAAUGGUCACCUGGACUUAGCAGUUGAGCUUAUCUCCAAUGGAGCCGAUGUGGAGGCCCUGGACGAUGAUUCCAUGACCGCACUACACGAAGCGGCUAGGCAAGGCCGCAAAGACGUUGUAGAGAUAUUAAUGGAACAUGGUGCAAAUGUCAACACGGGAGAUAGCAACGGUGGCACGCCUCUUUCCUAUGCAGUACGCAAGGGUCACAGAGACGUUGUAGAGAUAUUAAUGGAACACGGUGCAAACGUCAACACGGGAGAUAGCGACGGUGACACGCCUCUUUUCCAUGCAGUACACAAUGGUCACACAGACGUCGUGAGUCAAUUGCUACAAGGUGGGGCAGAUGUGAACACGCAGGAUGACGAAGGAUUGACGGCGUUAUGGUACGCACUUUGGAUGAAUAAUAAACAGCGCCGUCUCGAGGUAGCGAGAUUACUCAUUGAAAAAGGAGCCAAAUUCCAUGCAAAUGUCGACGGAGUAACACUGCUCAUGAUGGCGGCCAGGAAGGGCUUUGACGAUAUAGUUAGUCUAUUUCUUGACCACGGAGCCGAUAUCAAUGCCACGGGAAUACAUGGCAUAAGCGCGCUCCAUGCAGCAGCCUACAAGGGUGAACUGGCCAUCAUUUCAAUUCUCGUCUCCAAAGGCUGCAAUCUUAAUAUGAAAUCAAUCUUUGGAGAGACCCCACUGAACAUAGCAAUUAGGCGGGCGUCAAACGAAAUUACGGAGUAUCUAGUCAAAGCAGGUGCGAGCUUGUUUGUUGUUGAUAUGUACGGAAUGAGCUGCCUAGAUUGGCUGCGAAGACUGCGGCCGAACCUCGAAAUAGCCCAACAAAGCACGCAAGAGUCUAACAGCACACCAAUUGGCCCGGAUAUUACCCUCAUAUGCCGCAGCAUAGGUGGUCUCAUUUCAGCAAUCAGAGAACAUGACAGGCUAGCAAACGCACGAUUAUACAAUUUGGCUCGUUGUUUCUUGAUUCUCGACAUGGAAGAUCGUGCUAGACUUGUCUACCAGCAGGCAGCUUUGACUGGGUUACCUCUUUGUGAAUGCUGCGAGGAAGACUUGAGCGAGGUUGAUUGGUUCAAUGUGUGCAAAGUGUGUCCCCUGUGCAAUCUUUGCUGUAAAUGCGUCGAGGAAGAUCGCAAGCCUCCCUUUGUGAAUCUCUGCCGUGAUCAUUCAUUCAUGAAGGUUGUGCCUUCUGAGGCAAAGCUCCGCCCUGAUCAGACCGAGGCCCUUGACCAAUGGCUAGAUGAUUUACUGGAGGAAUUUAAAGAAUCUGAUACUUGGCAAAUCGCGAAUUCAAGGUCAAAAAUCGUUGACUUUCGACCAACACUACGUGAUUAA
This is a messenger RNA of Bacidia gigantensis, 4113 nucleotides long. RefSeq lists its product as uncharacterized. The transcript has 2 exons. Lineage: Eukaryota; Fungi; Ascomycota; Lecanoromycetes; Lecanorales; Ramalinaceae. Bases 1 to 4113 code for a protein of 1370 amino acids. Gene Ontology annotation, molecular function: protein binding. Gene Ontology annotation, cellular component: cytoplasm. The record is from RefSeq and is a predicted model, not a curated record.